GCAGAUUCCAACAACAAUAGAUCAAAGCGUUCUAGUAUUGAUGAAGUACUGACAUCUAAGGCCUGCGCCAUGCCCAGACCAGUGGUCACUCUGUCUGGUGGAUUGGAUGUGAUGUGCGACACACAGACAGACGGCGGAGGAUGGACGGUGAUACAGAGAAGAUUCAACGGAUCGACUGAUUUCUAUCGGGGGUGGGAUGAGUACAAAAAUGGCUUUGGUGAAGUUAACGGCGGAGAAUUUUGGCUGGGCAAUGAAAACAUCUAUCGUCUGACGUCCUUAGCGAAACACGAGCUGAGGGUUGAUUUAAAAUAUAAGAAUAAGGACUACUACGCUCAAUAUUCAAGCUUUAGUGUGGGUAGUGAGAUUGAAAAUUAUACGAUAAAAGUUACCGGGUAUUCAGGGGAUGCAGGAGACGCCUUGGUACACCACGAUAACUGCAGAGACAACGACAGAGCCCGCAAUCUAAACUGCGCCAUGAAGUACCGCGGUGCCUGGUGGUACCACGAAUGUCAUAGCGCCAAUCUAAACGGGGAGUGGGGAAACAUUGCGUACGGCAGAGGUGUCACCUGGGAACCGACCUCAGGUCAAUAUAAUUCGGCAACUUUCACCGAGAUGAAAAUAAGACCGAUCUGAGAAACGACUUCGUUUCUCUUUUGACGUAAUGAAA
Physella acuta is the source of this 667-nucleotide messenger RNA. RefSeq names its product fibrinogen C domain-containing protein 1-like. The record is from RefSeq and is a predicted model, not a curated record. Lineage: Eukaryota; Metazoa; Mollusca; Gastropoda; Physidae.